UUUUAAACCGAUGAGCUGCACUCUUUGUCGUGGUAUAAUAGAGAAAGCUUAUCAGCGUUACCUGGUAGAUGGAAAGGCAAAGUUCGAUGUACGUGCUUCUCUCUCUGGUCUGCCUUUUGCCGUAGAAAUCGACUCCGUAUAUAUUUGUAAAUCGUGUUUGGACAAGCUAAAGAAACUUGACAAUCUAAAAAGACAGGAACGGGAACUGCUUGCUAUACUAAAAGGGCUUGUCACUUCGAGUAAACGCGUCCUAGAAACUGGCGAAAGUUCUCUUGCCAGCUCGCCGCCAGAAUCGCUUGAACGUGUUAAUAUAGCGAAAAGACCAUGUAUUGAAUCUACGUUUAGACCGUUUGUAGCACCUUUAUCACCUGUAUCAGUGCAAACUGGUUGUUGGUCGUCGAUUCCUAGUGUAGAAAGCCCUUCUUCAUCGCGUGAUAGCUCGGUUGUUCACCAUUCGACACCAAGUAAACAGCCAGACACAUUCCCAACAAGCUCACGACAAUCUGGUGUUGUAACUGUAAAGUUACAGUGGUCAAAUGAUAAAAAAGAAAGAGGUUUACCAGAUGACUUGCAGUCUUUGGGUAAAAUGCUUGUUCGCGGUACUUACAAGCAAAUAGCAAAUGCUGCAUGGAAAAGUGCUGCUCUUCGCAAACAACUACAGAUUGUAGCAUUAAAACAGAUUGAUUCAGAAUGCAAUGGGUUGUGUUCGACAAAACAACCAAGCUGUUUGAGAUCCCCCAAUAAGGACAAAUUGCUGGACUUUUCACUUGAAAAAUUCGAGGAGGAGCUGGAGAAAAGGGCACCAUUCACCCAUGCUAUCUUAGAAACAGCAUGUGUUAACAGAAGGAACCACAAUAUAAGGGGCGAAUGGGUCCCAACCGUUGGUAUGGCAGCAGCAGUUCUCUUGAGAAACCGUUCUUCUCGUAUGAAUGCAGUGCAGUUAAUGCUGAGCAUAUUUUUGUAUCAUUCAAGUUGGUCGGUAAGUGUUUUUCAUUGUAUGGUACCUAACUAUAUAUACAGAUUGUUUAUGAAAUUGAGCAGGACCUUAGGUUAUGUGUAGUUAGGGUCAUGGCAGUGUGUGGGUUAUGCAACAAUCACUAUGCCUAAUAUUCUACAUUUGCCCCAAUAUGAUUGUUGUUUAGUACCAUACUCCAGUCUCCGGUAGACCAGUAAUAUUUUAACAACAAAAAUUUCGGUUGGUAGGGAUGCAACGUUACUACCUGAAAAAACAAGGAGACAUUAGACAUUUCGAGCGAAGGCCCUUCACAUUAGCUUUACAUUUCAAAAAUGUGUUAGACUAUUAUUACAUGUAUAACUAAACUAUUUAUUAUAAAAGCUUACUGUACAUUGAUUAUCUGUAUAUUUUUACUUAGCCUACAAUGAAAAGAUUGAAAAUCUUGCGUCUGGUUGUCUCGCAUACACAGCUGUACAGGAAGCUCACUGAAUUUGGGCAGGAUUAUGAUCAUUCAGUUAAAAUAAUGAAGGAGCAAGAACGUGAGUGGAUGGAAUCAAAGCGGACAGUGUCAGUCUCGGAAGCAAGGGAUGCUGAUGAUGAUCAAGGAUCCAGUACUGACAGUGACCAAAGUUCUUCAUCAGGUGAGGACUCACCCAAACCCAAAACAUCCUCGAAAGCUCAACCCACUGGUCAAAAGAUCACUAUUGAUAAUAUUGAUUACCGCCAAGAGGUUCAUCAUAUGACCCAAGAUCACCAGACAAUAGAUAAACACUACUUGACUGUUUGUGCCACUGAAAAUCGAGUUAGUGGUAAUCAUUUAGGCACUAAUCAGCCAGAUGGUAUUAAGCUCGAAAGUCUCGAGAAUGGAAAAUGUAUUCCAAGUUCUAGGGAACAAAUUCUACAAAGAGAAGAUUAUAUAAAACUUACAGAAAGAGCCCUUGUGAAGAAUCUUCCUUGUCUGCAGUCAUUCAAAGAUGUGGUUGUAACCCAUAUUCCUCAUAUGUACAGUAAAGAAGCCAAACAACCUACACAAUCAGUAAGCAAUUAUAAUACGUACAUUACUAGCAGUUUAUUAGCCUGAUAAUGCAAUCUGUCCUCAUCGUACCAAAUUGCAAACGAUAAGGUAUAUAAUUUUGAAAUAUUGACGAUAUAAUAUUUCAUGUACAUCUGUGACUGACUCCAGGGGCUGGUUGUUCAAAAGCCAAUUAUCUUAAACCCUAGGUUAGUCUAAAAUUCAAAGCAAACUUCCCAACAACUUGUUUACAAAAUUGGAAAUAUUUCUUCAUAAGUCUUGUAUGGGUCAAUGAGAUUGAGAGUUUUCUUUUAUGAAGAUUUGAAACAAACAGAUGUGCAGAAAUACACAAACCAAAACAGCAGGUAAAAUUUUAACCCGGGGUUAGCGCUAAUCCAACUUUGAAUAACCGGCCAACAUCGAUAAUUAAGUCACAACUACACUGUUUUCAAAUUUCAAAUUUGUUUCUCACAGGCAUUCUUCAACACAAUCAUAAAAAAGAAUUUUGGAUUUUGACCAAUAAAUGUGCAAAUAAGCUUUAACAUGAAAACGAGGCUCCCACGCUGGAUCCCUGGAGCCUCGUUUUCAUGUUAAAGCUUAUUUGCACAGUUAUUGGUCAAAGUCCAAAAUUCUUUUUCAUAAUUGUGUUGAAAAAUGAUGUUCUGCUUCUCUCCCCAUAGCCCGUGAGAAAUAAAUUUGAAAUCCAUUCCAUUUAAGGUGGUCCUAAGAUGUGAUGUAAUUAUCGAAAGGGUGUAUUGCAGUAGGUGUCCAACUGUAGCUUUGCCAAAUAUUGCAGUGACAUAUAACAACUGGCUGGAUAUCUAGGAGAACAGUUUACAGUUGAUAUGUCAGUAUAGCUUGUUGGUAUAUACAAGUAAAUUUUAAAUUAAAUAUAUGAUAUCUUUUUCAAGACAUUUCUUGGAGUGAUAUACCAGAAUGAGAAUGAGGCUGAAGGAAUCACAACCAUUUUGAAGGAACUACAUAAAUACGUUCCAUAUGUUGGAAGUUCUAAAAAUCGUGAGUAUGCUGAUCAGGCAAUUGUUGGAGACCAGUUAACAGUCGAGCGUGCUGUUAAUGCACACAACACUCUCAACAAUGGAUUUACUCCUAAGCAGAGACUGGAUGGUCUACAUUUUGAGUUUGCUGAUUGGCAUGGAGUCAAUAAAUGCUUAGACGUGAGUAUAUAGUCAACCAUAGAUCUGUAACAUCCACCCCCAAGUCAGAAAAUGUGAGUGUGUCGAUCUGACUCAGUCUGUUUGGUUUUUCGUUGUUUGCAACCACAUGAAUUUAGGGAGCAUUCAUUUUUUAGCUGGGGGGGUGGGCCGGAGGAAUUUGGGGGUGGCUCAGCCAAUUUUGACAUGCUUCAAAGGGGUGGGUCUUUUUAUAGUUUUGUUAUAAAUGGAGGGGGUCAUAAAAAUAAUCCGUGAAAAAAUCACCAAUAUGAUUUUAUAGAAUUUGGAAAUAUUUGGAUCAAGAAUGGUAAAAAGGUCUAGAAUCUAUCAACUAUCUUGUCAUCUAUAACAAUGAAGCAAAAUUCAUUUGACGCUCUGUUCACACAGUCCAUAGGAAAACAUUUGCAUGACGUUUGUCAAUUGACCUCGUUUUUGUGUGAAAACAUCAAUGAAAAAAACGCAGGACCGUAGCAUGAUUUUGAAAUCAUGCCGGCAUGAUUUCAAGGUCUGCAUGACUUCAAAAUCAUGCAGAACUUGAUCAAUUUUAAGCUUUAUUAAUUUUAAGCGGCUACAUUAUCCAUGAAAAACUGCAAAGAAUGAAGAUAGUACCCACAGUUUCCUGCAACUUAUCCUAGUUAUCCAACAUAUAGUAAAUUAAAUACGCCUUCGCUCAUUUAGUACUACCAAAUUGUCAAUUUUGACAUACUAAAACGCUGUUUUCUGACCAUCAGAAUUCUGUCAAAUCUUCCCCCAAAGGCCAGGAAAUGGCAUUUCAGAGACUCUAGAUUUAAAAAUUUCCUCGGGCUUUCGGCCCUCGCUUUCAGCCCCCCAAUCAAAAAGAGCUUCCUACGGCCCUGAAACGCUAUGGAAACGACACUGUGUGGAUUAAUAGUUAGGAUGAGGGGUCAAAAAAUUUUCAGUAAAAAAAAUAGGGGGCCAUAAUUUCUUAUCAACUUUUGUCUUGGGGGUUCCAAGUUUUCGCAUGAUAUUAGACAUCAGUUCCUCCGGCCCACCCCCCCAGCUAAAAAAUGAAUGCUCCCUUAGUAUAAGAUUAUGUGAUUGCAAACAAAGAGUACCACAGUUCUUAUAGUUAAUUUAAAAUCAUGCUCAAUCUAUCGUUUUCUCCACUAAUAUGAAUGAGCUUAGGUCUAAAAAUAAAUUGUCAGGUUCCGGUUUCCCAACCGACUCUAUCAUGUAACAAUGUACCCUACUUUUUUCAAUUUAUUGGGGAAAAUGGUAAACAAAGACAUGUCAAUGAUGGCAUUUUGGUUCCCAAAACCAAGCAUAUUGUUAAAUAAAAAAAAUAAAAAAUCCCAACUCUGUGCUGACCCUAUUUUAUUUUAGCAUGAACCAGAAUCAAAUAAUUUCUGUUCAGACCUCACACAUAUAAUUUCUAAAAGUACAUUUUAUUGUUAUAGGUUGCAUUUUCACGAUUGUAUAGUACAGCUUCAGCUAAUGACAAGUGCACACUGUAUAGUGAUCGUAACUUGAUCAACCGAAGAAAUGUUAAGGCUGAUGUGCAAUCCAAUGCAAAUGCAUGUCGAAGAUUCUUUGCUAUGGAAGUUGAAGCUAGAUUGGUUGCUGCUGGGGCACUAGAGCUGGGUUUAGAAGACAUCAAUGAAACAUCUGAAGCAUCAAAUUUAUCCAACCCAUCAUCUUUAACAACGAAGAAGAAAAAAGAGAUCCUACGAAACCUUUCCACCACCAUAGUUGAUCGAUACAUCCUGGAUCAGGAAAAACACAAUGCUCUUGUGACAGCCUGCAAAGAGAUGGACGUUCAGCAAAGUGAGUCAAGAACACAUGUUAAUAAAGACGGGCGAUACAUGUGUCGCUUUCAAGGCUGCUCAGUAUCAUUUGCUAAAGAUGGUCAGUGCAGACAGACCCACGAAUUAAAGCAUAACCCCCCUGUCAUUAUUCCCAAAGAACCAAUUACAACCUAUUUCAAUGAUAAUCCUGAAGAAGCUGAUGAUAUGCUGAACCAUCAGAAAUCCCUGAUGGAAUUAGGAAUGCUAAUUGCCAAUUUGAGAGAUGCAAUCUCUGAAGGUAAAUAAAGUACUAUUUAAAACACGAGCAGGAGUGCUUUAAUUAUCAGAUAUAAAACACAAGAGCGCAGCUCGAGUGUUUUAUAUCUGAUAAAGCACAGACUGCGAGCGUUUUAAAUGGAUUAAAAACGACCCAUCUAAAGAGUUCGUUGGCGAAGUAAUUUUAAAAAUAAACUUUUAAGCCAAGAAAAUCAAAGCUAAAGUUUAUGUAAAUGAACAGGAUUUUUAUCACAUAUAAAACCACUGACACAGCAGUGAUUUCCUUUGUCUUUUUCUCAUGAAUUAUUAAUGAGUUUUUAAGUAUAGCAUAGCAUAGUAUAUAGUAUAGUAUAGUAUAGUAUAUAGUAUAGUAUAGUAUAGUAUACAAAUAAUGAAUGUUUAUGAGUGCAAUGGUAAGAAUAUUUUCAUGAGGUGAAAGAUGGAAUGUUCCAUUCAACGAGGCGACAGCCGAGUUGAAUGGAACAUUCCAUCCAGAUGAUCUUGAUACGCGGAAAAGUACUGGCACUAGUUGUCAAAUAGAAAUCCAUUUUAUGAUUAAAACAACUGAAUAUCUCCUGUAAUAUACUUUAUUUCGAUUCCAUAUUUUUGUCAGAGCUAUAGUUCUCAUAACCAAACAUAAUUACAAAAUUUCAACUAGUUUCAUAAAGAAUAACGAAAGAUAUAAAUGACUGAAUACAUCAAAAAGGAUUUCUAUCCGGACAACCCUUUCUGAGCGCUGAUUGGCUAAAAUACGAACACGAGAUCACCUGGAUCUUUAACCGAAUGAAAAUAUUCUUACCAUUGCACGAAGAAACAUUCAUUAUUUGUUUUAUAUAAUACCAAAAUAGACUAAUAGAUUCGUAUGAGAAGCAUUUUGAGGGAUGCGAUUUAUCGAAAACACAAAGAGUGCAAUUGUACUAUACGUUUUAUUCCAUUGCACUCGCGGAGAGUGCAAUGGAACGUGUUCCAUUGCACUCUUGGGAAAUGGAAUUUUUUAUUCAAUAUCAUGUGACCAUAAACAGCCAAUUAAAUGAUUAGAAUUUAAUAAGGUAUUAUAUAAUAUAGUAUAAUGUUAAUAAAAAGUUUUAUGUAUUCAAUUUCAUUGAGUUAUAUUAUAUUUACAUUUAUUUGCACCAGGUGAUGGCCUAAGGGUAAUUCGGUGUUGGAAAUUUCUUCUGCUCUACCUGAAACACGACUCUGGUAGCCAGAAAUACUCAGUAGAGGUGCUUUACCUGAUGUUCCAAAUUUAUGCUUUGUUAUCUCCCCGUUCAGCACACCAACUAAUUUGGAACAGGUUCAUAAAGUCAAAGGUGGGAUCAGCAAAUAUAUCUCUUGAUCUGAAUCUUGAAUUCCUAAACAGAAUCGUAAAAGAAGCAAUUAAGAAACUUGGUCCAAAUGGAAGCAAGAAAUCGAUUGAUCGAAUCUGUCGCAGCAUGAAAACAACCAAAGCCCUCAUGGAAAACUUCGACGCAGAAGUAAAAAGCUACAAACCAUCAGGAAAGCAUGUACCAAAAUCUUCCGCUAAAGAUCUUCAAACGAUUGUCAAGGAGUUACUACAUCAACAGGCUCUGGUCAGAGUACCUGGGAGGUCUUAUAGCUUUUAUGGGGGGGUUAAAUCUAGCUUGUUAGCUGGAUUUGCUUUGCAAAAGAUGUAUCAUUGGAUAGAUGAACACAAGAAAAAUAUUAUACUGCAAAGAAGGGCUAGAUGA
Messenger RNA from Paramuricea clavata, 6869 nucleotides. The record is from the annotation of a GenBank genome assembly. Lineage: Eukaryota; Metazoa; Cnidaria; Anthozoa; Malacalcyonacea; Plexauridae.